Molecule: messenger RNA, 1034 nt
Organism: Colletes gigas
Lineage: Eukaryota; Metazoa; Arthropoda; Insecta; Hymenoptera; Colletidae
Product: transcription factor SOX-9-like
Exons: 4
Coding region: 21-1034 (337 amino acids)
Biological process (GO): regulation of transcription by RNA polymerase II
Cellular component (GO): nucleus
Molecular function (GO): DNA-binding transcription factor activity, RNA polymerase II-specific; RNA polymerase II cis-regulatory region sequence-specific DNA binding
Source: RefSeq, a predicted model, not a curated record
CGGCCCAUGUGAAGAGACCCAUGAACGCGUUUAUGGUGUGGGCCCAAGCAGCAAGACGAAUUCUGGCCGAUCAAUAUCCUCAGCUUCACAACGCCGAGCUUUCGAAGACCCUCGGGAAACUUUGGCGGUUACUUUCAGACAACGAUAAGAAACCCUUCAUCGAGGAGGCAGAUCGUCUUCGCGUGAUCCACAAGCGCGAGCAUCCCGAUUACAAGUACCAACCCCGACGUCGAAAGCAAAACGGGCCAUCUGGCAGAGAGGGCUCGCCCUCGAGGAACCAAAGCAACGUCACUUUCAACGUGUCCAGGUCCCUGAAACAGGAGGACAUGAGUCCCAGGGGCGCGCAAGGACCCAACUCGCCUCAGAGCGGAGUCAGCUCGUCUCCACCGACCACUCCGAAUCAAGGACUAUCUCCGCCGACUCCUCCUACCACCCCCCGUGGACAACAUUUCAUCAAUCAGGGAAAUCAGCCACAACAGAACAGUACCAUCUACCACCAGGACCUCGUGAUAACGUCCUCGAGCGAGUCUCUGCACCAACAGCAAUCCGGAGUCGAUUACCGGUACAUCGAUGUUGCCGACGGUCUACCGAUCGAGGAGGGACAAUUGAACGGGCUGGGAACCUUGGGAGGCGUCGGUCUGAACAUACCCCUAACUCUUCAGGAGUGUGAGGUCGAGAGCAACGAGCUGGAUCAAUACCUUCGACCGCAGGUGCCACCGGUGCACAUACCUGCCCCGACGACCACCUCGUCUCCGUGGAUAUUCAACAGAUACGAGGAGGAAGUCGAGAGGCCAAACAAACGCCACUGCACGGAGCAAACGAUCGCCGAGGCACCCUGGGAGGAGAGGCCCCAAGAGAUAGCCAGAUACCACGAGCUCCAACCACCCCUGCCCCCGAUGCAGUACAUAUCCUCGUCCCACAAUGCGCAUUAUUCGCACGCGGGCACGCAGAUGAGCCAUCCGCACGUGUCCACGUCUUACGCGCAAUACCAACGUUACGUACCUGGCAUCGAAGCUUGGCCCCACUACAUGUAG